AUGAACACACCUGAGGGCACUAGAACAGAAGCUACAUUGCAACAUGGGCAUCCCUCAACAGGGCCCGUUGAUGAUGGAUCUGAUUCUGAUAUAUGGGAACCUGAUGAUCCACAAUCUAACCUGGAUGAUAAUCAAUCAUUUCUUUAUGCCUUCUUUUUCUCAGAACAUGUGGAUACCGACAAUGUCAUACCCGAUGAUUAUGUUGAUGAAGAAGGAAGGCUCUUUGCUGGACUAGAUGUUGAGUUUUCAUCAUACAAAGUAACUAGUGCAGAAGUUGGUGUUGGUAAACAAUUCCAUGAUCCUUAUGACCACAUUUACAAAAAUCUGCCAAAGAAUCAUCAUGUAUUGAGGGAGGUGGCAAACUGCGAUUAUUUUCAAGCCAAGUGGUUCCAAUUUGAGGGCGUUGCAUUCUGUUGUAGGAAGGGCAAGACUUUUAAGAGUGUUGGUGUUGUCCCUAACCUUGAUGAGUAUAGGAUUGAACUAAACACAGAUAUUUCAUUGAACCAGAGAAGCAUCAAGGCAGUGAAGUACCUCUUCAAGUACAUUUAUAAAGGCAAUGACCAUGCAUCCUUCUCAGUCGACCACACAGAUAAUAAUGGUGCAGUAGUCAAUGAGAUUAAACAGUACAGGGAUGCAAGGUUUAUAACUCCUCCAGAGGCUGUGUACAAGAUUUUUGGUUUUCCAUUGUAUGAUGUCUAUCCUUCAGUUUUGCAACUUCAGUUGCACUUGCCUAAUAUGCAUAUGGUCGCAUACAAAGCUACUGCAAAUCUGAAUGAUGUUGUCAAUCAGGAGAAAUCUAAAAGGUCAAUGCUCACUAAGUAUUUCCAUAUGAACCGUGUGUACCUUUUUGCAUGGCAAUUCUUAUAUAAAGAGUUCCCAGAACACUUCAGAUGGCUCAAGUCUACCAAGAACUGGAUCGAAAGAAAACAGAGGCCACAUGUUGGAAGAAUUAUUUACGCAAACCCUGCUAAAGGGGAGAGGUACUACUUGCGGGUGCUCUUGAACCAUGUGAGAGGAGCAACCUCAUAUGAGAACCUUCAAACUGUAUGGGGGGUUACGUACUCCACCUUUAGAGAAACUUGUGAGAUUAUAGGGCUUGUGGAGACUGAUAAAUCCCUUGAUGAUUGCUUGAUUGAGUCUGCGACCUUCCAGAUGUCGUGUGCUCUAAGAAGGUUAUUUGCAACAAUUAUGGUGUUCUACGAGGUGACCAAUAUCCGUGCUUUGUGGGAUAAGCAUUUUGAGUCAAUGUCUAAAGAUUAUCGUCGUGCCCACACCAAUGCUGCAACUAUUGAGAAAAUGAUUCUAAGAGAUAUUAGGAAUGUGGUACAUUCGAUGGGGAAGGACAUUAGGAGCUUUGGCCUUCCAGAAUUGGAUGAAACAGACAAUUGUUCUGGUGAAAAUGCGAGAGAGGUCAUCGAGGAGCAGUCGGUGGGCGUGGAUCAAGAACAUCUUAAUAUUAUAAGAUGCAUGGGGAAGACUUAUUUGUACAAGGCACUACUUGCUAGGGUGCACUCACUAGAUCUCAUAAGUGGUACCGCGGAGUUGCUUCAUAGGGCAUCGUUGAUAAUCUGGGAUGAAGUUGCCAUGACAAAACGUCAAACUGUUGAGGCACUUGAUAGAAUUGGCAACGGCACCGAAGAGUCCAUUGGUGACGACUAUGUGCGCCUCCUUAAUGACAUUGUGAUAAGUUACAACACCACCAAGCCAGAUGAAUCAGUUGAUGAGCUCAUUCAGAAUGUGUUCCCAUAUCUUCAUAACAAUGCUACCUUAGCGACUUACAUGAGCUCGCGUGCUAUGCUGGUGACAAAGAAUGAGCACGUGGAUGAGCUGAAUGCAAGGAUGGUUGACAGGUUUCUAGGCAAAGAGAAGGGGUGCGUCAAGGAAGACGACUUGGAUUCUGACGAAGCCUAA
Molecule: messenger RNA, 1911 nt
Organism: Phragmites australis (common reed)
Lineage: Eukaryota; Viridiplantae; Streptophyta; Magnoliopsida; Poales; Poaceae
Exons: 10
Coding region: 1-1911 (636 amino acids)
Source: RefSeq, a predicted model, not a curated record